This is a messenger RNA of Hordeum vulgare subsp. vulgare (domesticated barley), 3689 nucleotides long. RefSeq lists its product as uncharacterized. The coding region runs from base 206 to 3421 and encodes 1071 amino acids. The record is from RefSeq and is a predicted model, not a curated record. The transcript has 3 exons. NCBI's taxonomy places the organism in Eukaryota, Viridiplantae, Streptophyta, Magnoliopsida, Poales, Poaceae.
GCAGAGCUGCGGGAAAAGCGGCAAAACCCAAGAAGACGGGCCGCGCCCUAGGCCGUCUGCCCCCCUCGCGCCUCACCCCGCGCCUGGGCCGCCGCACGGCUCCUUGGGUCUCCAACCGCCGCCGACGAUGGUCACGUGCGCCGGAAACAGAGCCGGGUGAAAGCGGGCGAGCAGACCAGGGAGGGAGGGAGGGAGCCUUACCGCGAUGGCCGCCACUGCAGGCGGCGGCGCCGGCCCGUGCUUCUCGAUCCGGGGGUACGCGGCGCGGAUGCGGGCUGGCGCGGCGGACGAGGGCGGGAGGUGCUGGCCGCUCGGCGGGCGGCCGGAGUCGCUGCCGCCGAUGGAGGUGCGCCGGUUCCGGUGGUGGGCGGACGAGGCGGCGCUGGCGGACGAGAUGGACGACGGGGAGGAGGAGCGGAGGAAGGCGGCCAUGCGCCGGAAACGCUCCGUCGUCGAGCUCUUCGCCGCCGUGCCGCGGGUCUCCGGCGACGACGGGAGGAAGGUCAGGAGGAAGCUCGACAAGGGCAAGCAGGCGGCCGGGGUUCAGCCGAAGAAGGGGUUGAAGAAGGACAAGUCCCCGGCUGAGAUUGCUGCGAGGAAAAAGGGGAAAAGUGAAACCGUGAACGCUAUCUCACUUAGCAUUUCUCAAUUAUUUCAAGAUGCCCUACAAAAGAGGAAGCUCAAAAAAUCUCCUAGCAAGAAAAGGAAAAAUCAAGAGGUCUCAGUUUUACCUUACAAGAAAAAUAUUAACGGAAGCAAGAAAUCAGUUUUGUCUAAUCAGAAGGCUACGGAGAAUGGUUGUGAAGUUCAAACCAUUCUUAAGAAACACUUAGAAACAGGAGCGGGCACAUUUCUGAAAAACUCUGAUGUUAUGUGUCCGUCAAAGUCUUCUCUCAAAUCAAAACAUGUUACCUUUUCUGAUACAGAUAACAUAUGUGGGUUGACUGCCUCCCAAACUGAAGAUAACAGGGAGCAAUCACAGGUAGUGCAGGCAUCCCAGCAACCAUGCCAGAGAGAUAAUUCUCAGGUAGUCAAUGAUCAGCGCGAUACAGAAGAGCCACAGUUGGUGCAUCAACAUGUAGAUGCUUUAUUGGAGACUAUUGAGCAGGAUGGCAGCUCUUUAUCUGAGAAGGUAGGUUCAACUGGUGCCUCCCAUACUGUUCCACUUGCCAGACCUGUGUAUCUAAAUCAUUGCGUAGAGAUUUCUAAGAGGGACAACAGCAACCGUUUGAGCUCCAUGAGCUCAGCUGCCCUGCCUAGUCAAGGGCUUGCUCAAAAGUUUGCUGGUGUGGACUUCCGUUUGCCAGAAGGCCUAUAUCUUGGUAUUGGGCGUCAACUUGAAGAAAACCAUCAGAUGAUGCUAAGAGGACCAUCUGUUCCUGCUGGUUUAGCAGUCGACAAAAGACCAGAAUAUCUCAUGAGAACCCCGUUAUCACAACCUUACAGUUCUGGCCAUGCUGCUUCUCUCAAAGAAGCAUUGGAUAGGAAUAGAAGCACAAUUCUUCAGGAAAGGUUGAUUGCUAAUUGUCACAUGACAGAAGUUCAUCCUAGUGCUCUUAGAUCUGGUAAUGGCGCUGCGAGAAGUAUUAACACCUCAACAGGAUCAAACAAAUCAACAAAUGCACAAACUACAGUCUGUGUAUCUGCAUGCAGGAACAUGUACAGUGGCGGCUAUAUGGGUCUUCCUAUUAAUUCGCAUGGUGAAUUUGUCAGGGUGCAACCUGUUGGUACCCUUAAUCCUGAUGAGCUGCUUAAAGCACAAUGCUUGGGGAAGGAUUCUUUGCAUCCUUCAACAUCUCCAGCUUUCUUCACACCUAAUACUUCCUUGGAUUAUGCCCAUUUAAGAAUCAACCAUGAAGCCCCGCCAUUUUUUACAGUUGCUAAUUUUGGUAUUCAGCCAGACCCUCAUCUUAUCCCCACAGUGCCAACUGCAUCAAGUAUGGGUUUCAGACAGCGUCCAAUCUCUGAAAGAGUGGAAGUUCAUAACCAUGCAAUUCCCAGCAGCAUAUAUUCAUGCAGGAACCAGCAAGGGGGUUCAGAGCAAUAUUUGGGCGCUCGAUUCCUGGGACAUGAUGAUCAACUGCUGAAGUCACUUGAGAUGCAAAGCUAUUUCCCAAGACAGAACUAUCAGCAGAAUAUCCAACCUGCCGCUGAAACGACGAUGCGCCUAAUGGGCAAAACAGUUAGCCUUGGAACCGGCAUUGGGGGCUUAGAUAACUGUGGUCCAUGUUCUAGUAACCAAAUCAGAGCUGAACAUCGUUACUUUCCGGGGAUGUGUACACAAGUUUCUCCACAAUUGUUUCAUGAAGAUCCUGCUGCAACAUUUAGGAUUUUGAAUGGAGGAAGACUACCAUCUGACUAUGCAUCACAUUUUUCUUCUGUUACUGCAGCUGAGCAAGGGUCCGGUUUCAGCAAAAGCAACCAGAGUCAUCAAUCUCAACUAGCUGUGCCAAACAAGGUGUCUAUGCAACCGGUGAGCAGGUACACUGAGGUCAGGCUAGGGCAUCAGCGCCCAGCUGUGGCAAAUCAUCAAGUUCAGAGUACUGCUAAUCAUCCACAACCUGGUCCUGCGCACUGCAGACCUACAGCUAGUUUCGCAACAAAGUCAUCUUACGAUCCAUGGAACAAGUUCAAAAACAUUGCAGAAACAAGACCAGGGCCAUCUCAGUUCAGCUUUUCCCCUGGAAAAAAUAGCAGCAGCAUGACACAAAUGACCCCAAUAUCAAACAGUAUGUGUGCUUACUCUGUUCAGAGCACUGUUGCAUCAACAACUCAAACAAAGUUUACCUCGCUCCGUCCAUUGCCCCCUUCAAUGGUCUCUUCUCAUGUUUAUAGUAGUGAAGCUGCACGGCCUCAUGGAUCUACUGCAUUCCGUCCACUAGCCCCCCUGCCUCGUGAACCAGGCAAAAGUAAUGCUCCUGGUGGUGUGAUCUUUCAAGACAAGGGGAGCAUGAAACAGGCUCCUGUAGCAGCAUCAAGAUCAAGUCUUGAGAGUUCGAAGCAAAUCAACCGAAGUUUCAAAAGGCCAGCAGAAAAGGAUGAUAUGUUAUUGACAUUACCAAAGAAACCUUGCAUGGCAGUAGGAAAGGACCCAAAUCGGUCACCACUCCUGGUAGAAGUCUAUGGAUCCAGACCAGGCGGGCAACCCCGAGAUAUGCCAGUUCGUCUCAACGGACCUGAAAUGAUUCUUCGAGCUGUAACCAGUGAUGCAAAUACACGUUCGGCAUUGAUAGAUUCUUCCAGUACUGCAGGUACGAGACCUGUUAAGUUGCAAUCUGGAGCAAAGCACAUACUCCAGCCAUGUGCUAGUGCUAGCUUGGAGCAGGUAGAUUCCUUGCCUGCGCAUUCGGUCAUACAGCUUGAAGUGGAGAAUGAUGCCCACACAGUAGGCCCAUCGAAGAAGACCAUGGAUCCACGCUGAAAGCUCCAGAAUUUAACCGUUUCUGUGGUUCAUGCGAGUCUUUUCAUCGUCAUCGAACUGGCUAAUCCUGAAGAGACUUGGUAGAUGAUUUUAUGGGACGGAGCUAGCUUCUUGCAUCAGGUUUCUCCUGUAAAAUCGCUACUGUUGUUGUUGGAAUACGCUCUUGGCUUCUGCAUUUAGGUUAGAUUGUAGUUUUUCCAGCGCUGUGAACUGUACUAGCCACGCAAAGAGUCGUUCAAAUUAAAUUCGAUGCUGCUGAAUCAUAUUA